GAAGGGAGAGGACUUCCCCUUGGACCGGGUCGUGGUGGUCUCGUCCUGUCCCCGUGCUUUGGGUGAAACGCUGUGCGCCGUCUGCUUCAAAGCAAAGAUCCUAUAGCAAGCUUUGCUUCAAAGAUCUUAUAGCUAUAGCUAAGGAUCUUUGGUCUGCUUAUCUGCGGGAGGGAUGGCUGCGCGUCUGCGGCAGAAUAACAAAUGCACUGUUAUCGGGGGCUCUGGAUUUCUGGGCCAACGACUCGUGACGAAGCUUCUGGAGAAGGGAUACCAUGUUAAUAUUCUGGAUAUCAGAAAGCCAUCUGCGAUUGAAGGAGUUCAGUUUUUCAGUGCAGAUCUGUGCUGUAAGGAGGAUAUACUGCCAGCGGUUCAGGAUGUGAGCAUUGUAUUUCACUGUGCCUCUCCACCACCUUCCAGUGACAACAGAGAACUCUUCUACAAGGUCAAUUACACGGGGACCAAAACCAUAAUUGAAGCCUGUAAAGAAGCUGGUGUUCAGAAACUGGUGCUAACAAGUAGUGCUAGUGUUGUAUUUGAAGGUACAGACCUAAAGAAUGGCUCUGAAGACCUACCGUAUGCUAAAAAACCCAUCGACUACUAUUCACAAACAAAGAUCUUACAGGAAAUGGAAGUUCUCAAUGCCAAUGAUCCAGAUCAGAAUUUCAUGACAAUCGCAAUUCGUCCUCAUGGCAUUUUUGGACCACAAGAUCCACAUUUAGUCCCUGUCCUUGUACAGGCUGCAAGGAGUGGCAAGAUGAAAUUUAUAAUUGGUAACGGUAAGAACCUGGUAGACUUUACCUAUGUUGAUAAUGUUGUACAUGGGUUAAUCCUGGCAGCGGAGAAUCUUCACCGAAAUUCACACAUCUCUGGAAAGGCUUAUCAUAUCACAAAUGAUGAACCGAUUCCCUUCUGGACUUUCUUAACUGAGCUUUUGGUUGGAUUGAAUUAUGAUCGCCCAAAGUAUCACAUACCUUAUCUAUUGGCUUAUUAUUUGGCUGCCUUGCUUACAAUUUUACUAAUGCUGCUGAAACCAUUUUUGACCAUUAAGCCUACAUUCACUCCCAUGCGAGUAGCAUUAGCAGGAACAUUCCACUAUUACAGCUGUGAAAGAGCAAAGAGAGAUCUGGGAUAUAAACCUGUCAUCUGCCUGAGUGAAGGAAUAAAGAAUACAAUUCAAAGUUUCACAUACCUCAAAAGAUUAAAAGAAUGAUAGUUUCAGUCAGUCAAUUAUCUGAUGUACUGCCUGGUUCUCAAUCACGUGGUAAUCAUAAUCAUACUUUAUUAGCCAAGUAUGUUUUGCAACAUAUCGGGAAUUUGAUUGGCCAUACAGUCAUACUAAUAUACAGCAACAGAACACAAAAUACAUUUUAACAUAAACAUCCACCACAGUGACUCCUCAUUCCUCACUGUGAUGGAAGGCAAAAAAAAGUUGAAUCUCUUCCCUUCUUUGUCCUCCAGCGGUCGGGGGCCUCUAACCUUCCGUUGACGGGAUGAUCAUACUCCCAUAGCCAGUCGGGGGUCUCCUUGUUGGGGCGAUCAAGCACCUGCAUCGGGGGGCGAAUGUUGUGCAGUUUUUGGAGCUUCCCGAGACUGUGAGCUCCUUGAUGUUGAAGUCUGUAGGCUGCGGUUAGAGCGCUGAUCCCAGGCAAGGAAUCGGCUCCGAUGGUAAGUCCACUCCCCGCAGCGGGGCUCAAAGUCCGUCCCGAGCAAGGCCUCCAGCCCCACGAUGUUAGGCCGCAGAGCGACCGGAGAUACGACCCGGAAAACAAUCGCAUCUCCGGCACGAUAAGAGAUUAGAAAAAAGUAUCCCCUGACACCCUCCCCCACCCCCCACAUAAAACAAACCAGAGAACAUUCACACAAACUUUUUAAACACACUAAAAAUAACAAAAAAAAAAGACGAAAAGGACAGACAGACUGUAGGAGAGGCUGCCAUUGAAACGCCACCCAAUGGUAAUAUGUGGAUUUGACAUAU
Messenger RNA from Leucoraja erinaceus (little skate), 1975 nucleotides. RefSeq names its product NAD(P) dependent steroid dehydrogenase-like (gene nsdhl). Lineage: Eukaryota; Metazoa; Chordata; Chondrichthyes; Rajiformes; Rajidae. The coding region runs from base 173 to 1210 and encodes 345 amino acids. Gene Ontology annotation, biological process: steroid biosynthetic process. The transcript is spliced from 7 exons. Gene Ontology annotation, molecular function: 3-beta-hydroxy-Delta5-steroid dehydrogenase (NAD+) activity. The record is from RefSeq and is a predicted model, not a curated record.